Messenger RNA from Armigeres subalbatus, 1654 nucleotides. RefSeq names its product elongation of very long chain fatty acids protein 7-like. Gene Ontology annotation, biological process: fatty acid elongation, polyunsaturated fatty acid; very long-chain fatty acid biosynthetic process; sphingolipid biosynthetic process. Gene Ontology annotation, cellular component: endoplasmic reticulum membrane. The transcript has 6 exons. Bases 309 to 1307 code for a protein of 332 amino acids. Gene Ontology annotation, molecular function: fatty acid elongase activity. NCBI's taxonomy places the organism in Eukaryota, Metazoa, Arthropoda, Insecta, Diptera, Culicidae. The record is from RefSeq and is a predicted model, not a curated record.
GUUCCAGCUGCGCUCGUCCAGAUUGGUGCUUAGAUCGGUCUACUCGGAGUGAUAGGAAGAAUGGACGUUUAAAGUUCUGUGAUCUUGUUGUAAAACAUUUAUGAACGAAGCAAUUAGUACCGCAUGCGUCUAAGUGAUUUAAGCCUUGAUCAUUGCUAAAGUGAAUAACUACAAUUAAAAAAAUAGUUAUGAAAAAGAGGUUUCCCUGCAAAUUUUCAAAGGAUUGUUGAUUUAACUGGAAGUGAUUCUAUUGAGUUCUUGGUAUUAGUGAAAAAAGUGUUCACAAGAUUGGAUAGCUAGCACUGAAAAUGAUCACCAUGGACGUGAGAGAUAAUUUCACGGAUUUAACAUGGGCCUCGAACUAUGUUGUGAAAAUGGCACUGGAUGAAUAUCAAACGGAUCGAAAUUGGACACGUUUGAUUUACCAGUACUGGGUGCUAGUGGAGGAUUUGAUUGGAGAUCCCCGGGCGAAGGCGCUCCCCUUCAUGGACAAUCCUCUGCCAACGUUUGGAAUGGUCGUGGCGUACCUGGCCUGGGUUCUAGUGAUUGGCCCAACCUACAUGCGAGAUCGAAAACCGAUGCAGCUAACCAGGACACUGUUCUAUUAUAAUCUCUUCCAGGUGAUGCUGAGCGCGUACAUGUUCUACGAGCACUUGAUGGGCGGUUGGGCGAGAGGCUACAGUUUAACCUGCGAACCGGUAGAUUACUCGGAUGGAGAGCUUUCUAGAAGGAUGUUCAACCUGUGUUACGUCUAUUAUCUAUCCAAACUGAGCGAAUUCGCCGAUACCGUGUUCUUUGUUUUGAGGAAAAAGAAAUCGCAGAUCUCCUGGUUGCAUCUGUACCACCACUCCCUGACUCCAAUCGAGACGUGGGUUCUGACCAAAUUUCUUGCCGGAGGCAACACUACCCUACCAAACAUUAUCAACAACUUUGUCCACACGCUGAUGUACUUCUACUAUCUACUGUCGUCGAUGGGACCCCGUUAUCAGAAGUACCUCUGGUGGAAGAAAUACAUGACCGAAAUUCAAAUUGCUCAAUUCAUCAUCUGCAUUGUGCACGCCGUCAAUGCACUUGUGACGGAUUGUGCCUACCCGAAGUUCAUCACGUCCUUGCUACUGCUCAACUCCAGCAUAUUUUUCGUCCUGUUCAUCAACUUCUACUGGGAAAAUUAUAAAAGGACGGCAGCCAAGGCGGCUUCUUUAACGUCGAACAAUGUGAAAGCCAGCCAAUCGCUAGUCAUAGAGAACAACAACUGUUUACCGCUGGAAUGCUCAAUCGAUCGAAACGGCACAAAGAAGGUUCAAUGACAACGUUUCACUAACAAUAAGAGUACUAAAAAGUCUGAAAAGGAACCUUGAGUGAUUGGUUCAAGUGUCUCUGGAACACAACGCGUUAACGCUUGUAAAUAGUAGAUUUCAUAGGGGAAACUCGUAGUAUUCUACAUUCCGUGUGUAUGCGUUAGUUAGGAUUAACGUGAUAGCAUUGUAAUUAUUGUUAAAUUUAUUAGGUUUAAUAAUUUUGUAUUCCGUUCUAUUUACAACACGUCGAUUCGAUCAAGACCCUGCACACUAGGGGCUGAAAUUGUACUCGACUGCUCAACUUUAUCUGUAAGUUCUUGAUUGUGAAUAAAGCCAUUCGAAUUUGUUAUAAAUAA